Molecule: messenger RNA, 3039 nt
Organism: Vitis riparia (riverbank grape)
Lineage: Eukaryota; Viridiplantae; Streptophyta; Magnoliopsida; Vitales; Vitaceae
Exons: 10
Coding region: 374-2812 (812 amino acids)
Source: RefSeq, a predicted model, not a curated record
AGAAAAAUCGAACGCCACCCAUGAAAUUCAACAGCGGGAGAAACGGGUAGAAACGACGUCGUUUUGCAGGUUUUUCUCAGACUUCCCGUUGAAUUCAAGACUUGGAAAGUUUCGCAAUUUGGGCGAGAAACAAGGACUGGUCGCACGUGGCGGCAUCUGGGUUCGGUUUCCAGGUGAUUCUUAUUUGAAAUCAAGAACCGAGCUUCGCAUUCUUAGGAGCGUUGAAUUGGGCGAUUGAUCUGUAUCGAUCUGGAUUGGGUUUUUACUGUGUUCUGGGAAUGAUCGUAGGUGCUAUUGAUGCAUUUUAAGUUGUUGAGCUGCUUGGCAGACGCGGGAGAUCCCGGUUGAGAGGUGGAAUUGUUGGUCUGGACUAAUGGCAAUUGCUGGUUUACAUAAUGUUUCUGUGCUUGAUUCUCCUUUUCUUAGGGAGUCUCAAUCUCCAGUGUCAAGCCGCCGAAGUGAUCAAGCGAGACUGAGUACACAGACAUCUUCUCCUCGGCAAAUGUGGCGGGACCUUGAAGAUGAGCAGGUUGGUCAGGGCCCAGGAAGAGGUCAAGGAAGAUUCCAACAGCAGAGGAGUGAUGAGUUGAACACUGAUCUGUCUAGUGUAACUGUAUCUGAAAGCCAAAGGAGUGUAGAUGGUGGUGGUUUGGACCGCUUAAGUGAGGUUGAGUAUGGACCAUGGUCCCAAAGUCAAGCAGGGUCACAGAAUGAAAAUGAUGAUAGUAAUGGUUUGGGUUGUGAGCCAUCUCCUGAUUUUGGGGAUGUUGAAAGGGAGAGGGUGAGGCAAAUAUUUCGGGACUGGAUGAAUAGCGGCAUGAUGGGCCAUACAUCUAAUGUUUCCCAGGUGAACAACACUACAAGGGCACAAUGGCUUGGGGAAACUGAGCAGGAAAGAGUACGAAUUGUAAGGGAGUGGGUACAAAUGACUAGCCAGCCAAGAGGUACUCUUAGUGCUAGAAGAGAAGAACAAGUUGCUGAGAUUGGUGCUCAAAUUGAACGAGUUCGGGAUGGAUUAGUUGUCAAUUGUCAUGAAGGACAAACUGAACCUGUCCGGAGGGUUGGCAUUCUUAGAUUAUGUGGCAGACAGGCUCUGCUGGAUAUGCUGGUGAGGACUGGGAGAGAAAGGCAAAGAGAGCUUCAGCAAUUGUCGGAGCAUAGAGUUGUCUCAGAUUUUGCUCAUCGUAACCGAAUUCAGUCAUUGCUCAGAGGUAGAUUCUUGCGGAAUAAUAGAUUGGCUGAGGAUGAGAGGCCCGCUUCUGUUGCGGCAAGUGAAUUAGGCUUAUUGAGGCAACGGCGUACUGUAUCUGGUUUAAGGGAAGGAUUUCUUUCCAGAUUGGACAAUUCUGUUUGUGGUAGCAGUAACUGCUCUGAUACCUUAUCCGACAGUGACAUUGAUGGCUACGGUCAUGACCAAAAUCAAGCAAACAGUUCGCUAGAGGUUCUAGAUGAAAUUCAUGAUCAAUCUGAGCAGAGUCAAAUAAUCAGUGACAUCCAUGAUACCACAAAUGUUUUGGAAGGCAACUCAUUUGAAGACAUAAAUCAGCAGGAAUCUACUGCUCAAGUACAAGAUUGGCAGGAGCAAGUUCUGGAAAAUGAGGACGGAGGCUGGCAACAGUCAGACGGUGUUGGCUCUAUUGAAGUAAGAAGUGGUAAUGCUGAAGAUUCAGAGGGAAACUGGCAGGAAAACUCCCAAGAAAUUUUGAGGAAUGAAGGUGGACAAGAUCAUCUCCAAGAAGCCCAUGAAGUAUUUCAAGAACAACUUGAGCCUAGUAGCAGGGAAAAUGAUGCCCAUGGCUUAUCAGUUAAUACAAAUGAUUUAGAAGGUGACACAAUUGAAAAUGUGAAUUGGCAAAACUCUAUUGCUCAAGUAGAAGAGUGGCAAGAACAAGUCAGAGAAAAUGAGGAAGCAUCAGGAAGUGAGGGUGGGGAGCAUGGUUUUCAGGAAGAAGCCCAUGAUUCGUGGCAUGAGGUCAGCUCUCAAGAGGUUGCAGAAAAUUGGUUAGAAGGACCUUCUGAUCAGGAGGCUGUUAUGGUUGGAAGGGUUGAUAGAUUUUAUUUUCCCGAUGAUGAUAAUGUGUACAAUAUGGAACUCAGGGAACUCCUAAGCAGGAGAAGUGUCUCUAAUCUUCUUCGGAGUGGUUUCCGUGAAAACCUGGACCGAUUGAUACAAUCAUAUGUGGAAAGGCAAGUCCAUGACCCUGUUGACUGGGAACCACAUGGAACAUCAUCUCUGCCUGCUUCAGCAGAGCAAGAUCAGGAGCAGCAAACUGGAGAUCAGAAUGAGGGUCGAACAGAUGAUGUUGAGAGUCCUCCGUCCGUUCUACCAUCAUCACAAGUGCCCCGUUUUCUGCCCCUUUGGGAUCAAGAGUUACACCAUGAUAAUUGGUCACAGCAAAAUAUGCAUCCCCGCUUUGGAAUGGAAUGGGAGGUCAUUAAUGACCUGAGGAUUGACUUGGCUAGGCUGCAGCAGAGGAUGAACAACAUGCAGAGAAUGCUUGAGGCUUGCAUGGAUAUGCAACUUGAGUUGCAGCGCUCAAUAAAACAAGAAGUUUCUGCAGCCCUGAAUCGCUCAGUGGGUUCCCCAGAAGUGAAUGAGGAGUGUUUGCCACAGGAUGGAUCUAAGUGGGAUCAUGUGAGAAAAGGAAUUUGCUGUAUAUGUUGUGAUAGCCAUAUCGAUUCUUUACUGUACAGAUGUGGGCACAUGUGCACGUGUUCCAAGUGUGCAAGCGAGUUGGUUCAGGGUAGAGGUAAAUGCCCCAUGUGUUGGGCGCCUGUAGUUGAGGUCAUCCGUGCUUAUUCCAUUCUAUAAUUGAGAGAGAGAUUCAAACCUCGGAAUGGCAAGAUAUAGAAUCUAUAUAUAUAGUAUAUCAUUUCUUGCUCCUGGAUUCCUCCAGGUACUUGGCUGCAAUUUUUUCCCUCUUUGCGGAUUGUACGAUUGGAAGAACAACUAAUUCAUUGCCUUUUUAACUCCUGAUAAUAAUGUUGAGUGGAAGUUGAUUCUAUUAAUAAAUGAUUCACUUCUAAGGGUUGAGUGUC